GGGCAGGGGAGGCCAGGGCCACUGGGCAGGCAUUCCUGUGUCCCUGGGACACCCCUGGCAUCACAAACACACUUUGUCCUCUCUCUUCCUGCUGACAGGUGAAGGAACCUCAACACUUGGAGAGAACUUCUUUCACGAAUUUCCACAGAAAAAGAGGCACCAGCCACACACUUCCAUAAAUGCUGACAAGCCGGGAGCGGUGACAAACAUCUCCCAGCGCCGGUGGAAAUCGCCGCUGUGGUUACAGCACAACCCCAGCAGAUGGCAAAAGGAAUCGCCUCAGUUCUGCAGCGGUUUGACACGACUGGGAAGAUGCAAACACCUCUUAUUCCUUUCCCUUCUCUUUGCUAAAAGCCAGCACGGCAGUGCACAGCCCCCGAGGGUUAAUCCACCUGCCCACAGCCCUGCUCCGAGGGCGGUGAAUUGCCCGGGUGCUCUGGGGCACGAGCGGCCUCUCAGCUUUGACUUCUCCAGGUUAAACACGGAAUGUCCGGACACACGGUACGUGUGUAAGGACUGCGAGCUGUACGUGCCUGAAAGCCGCCGAUGUUUCAGCUCCACUUCACAAGUAUCUAAAAUAGCUCACCAGCCCUUGUGCUCCCCGUUACCACAACGAAACGGGCGUUGUGAAAGUGAAUUUGCACUUCACGUUCCUAAGCACGAUCGAUGCAAUUUAUUCGCUGCCACGGGUAGCGUUAUCAGCUCCGCGCCUGCCGCGGCGCUCUGUGCCCUGCCCGUCCGUGUGUUCCCUCUCCGCGGCUCUGGCAGCGCAUUCCCUGUGCACGGCCGCUCCCAGACGCCUUGACGGGCCUGGCGAGUGGCACAGUCCCGAGGUACAUCCCGAGAUUCAUCCCGGGGUACGUCCCGGGCACACCUCGGGCCCAUCCCGGGCCCGCCGG
This is a messenger RNA of Cyanistes caeruleus (blue tit), 899 nucleotides long. The record is from RefSeq and is a predicted model, not a curated record. Lineage: Eukaryota; Metazoa; Chordata; Aves; Passeriformes; Paridae.